GACGAUGGUAGGCGCGGCGGAGCAGCGCACGCGGCUGCUGCAGGCGACGGCGCGGCUGGCAGAGUCGUCGGAGCGCGUGGCGGAGAGCCGGCGCAGCAUGGUGCAGACGGAGCAGCUGGGCGUGUCCAUCCUCCACGACCUGCACCAGCAGCGCCAGUCGCUGCUCCGGGCCGGCGACACGCUGGAGGACGUGGACCAGCAGAUGAGUCGCAGCCGGCGUGUGCUGGCGGGCAUGGCGUACAAGCUGCACCGCAACAAGUGGAUCACGGCGCUCAUCCUCACGGCUCUGCUGCUCGCCAUCGCCGCCAUCAUCUACCUCCGCCUGCACCACUAGCGGCUCUGCUGUGGGAGCGGCCUUGGGAACGCGCGCAUGGAAUCCUCGUUGUGCACUUGUUGCUUCCCUCUAUGCUUGGACUUGCCGCAUCAUCAUUAUCUAGCAGAGUACUACUACAACCGUAUUCUACCUAUCGCUACAAAAUAGCUUUUUUUUUGCUCGACUGCUACUCUCUCAGAACGUUGUGGUCCUAUUGUUGAACAGUGGUUGGAUGGCUGCGGCAUUGUUGCUAUUUCA
Closterium sp. NIES-67 is the source of this 571-nucleotide messenger RNA. NCBI's taxonomy places the organism in Eukaryota, Viridiplantae, Streptophyta, Zygnematophyceae, Desmidiales, Closteriaceae. The record is from the annotation of a GenBank genome assembly.